GGCCCAACAACACUACACCGUAGCACAAAACCCUCCUUCUGGGCCACUCGCCGUCACCCCCAAGUAGAAGAAGCUACCAUGCCGCGUACUAUUACCGCCGAGAGCCCUGGCUGCCCUCGUCUCCGGGCCUUAACCUUCGAUGUACUUGGACUCAUCAAAGUGAUUGAAGCUCGUGGCGGCGAGCAAAAGGAAGCUCCGGCUGUGGUGGAACGGUGGGGCGCCCCGGAUUCCUCAAGAUGCGUGCUUGCUACUUCCAUGAUUGACCGCGAGCAUGACCCUUUGCUUGGUGUUGCAAGAAAAAAUGGCACGAUUGAGGUGCUUAGUCCUAUCAAUGGUGAUGUUCGCCUUGCUAUUCCAAGUUCUAGUGGAAGUGGAAGCGUGAGUGAUGAUGAUGCGAUUGUUGCAUUGCAUCUUUUCAGUAAGCAGAGAUUGGAAUCGUCAUUGAUGUCCUGUACCUUGCUUGAUUGCACAACAAAAGGACAGGCAAGAAUAAGGUCUUUUGAAAUCCCUAAGUCACUUGGAGAUUCUGUUACUGAGAGUUCACAAACUAUAUGGGAUGUAUGUGGUUCGGGUAACAUUUUGUGCUCCAAAGUAGACAGCAGUGAGCAUUAUGCUUUGUUUGCAGGGAAGGGAGUUGAAAUUAAUGUGUGGGAUCUGGAACAAAGUGGUAAAAUCUGGGUUGCAAAAUCUCCUCCUAAAAACAGUCUUGGCAUCUUUACCCCAACAUGGUUUACAUCUGCAACAUUCCUAAGUAAGGAUGAUCAUCGCAAAAUUAUAGCUGGCACUAACAACCAUCAGGUGCGUCUUUAUGAUAUUUCUGCUCAGAGAAGACCUGUCAUUUCAAUUGAUUUUCGAGAAGCACCCAUUAGAGCUGUUGCUGAAGAUCUAGAUGGUUGGACAGUGUAUGUAGGAAAUGGGUCAGGUGACCUUGCUUCAUUUGAUAUGCGUACAGGGAAGCUUUUGGGAUCCUUCUUGGGUAAAUGUUCUGGAAGUAUUCGAUCCAUUGCUAGACAUCCAGAGCUUCCAGUGAUCGGCUCCUGUGGGUUGGACAGCUAUUUGCGCAUUUGGGAUGUAAAGUCACGGCAACUUUUGUCCGCGGUUUUCUUGAAGCAGCAUCUUACAAAUGUUGUUUUUGAUUCUCAUUUUAGCAAUGAAGCUCCGCUACCUCAAGAGCCACAAGAUGUGAGUGAGACACAAGAAGAAUGUGAAGAAGAGACUACAAUGCCAACGAAAAGGAAGAAAGCAUCUAAAGACCACAGUCGAAAAAAGAAGCUCAAGAGCAAUAAAACAGCUCGUCAAGACCCAGAGCAGCAAGAUGUGAGUGAGAUGUCUCAUUCUGAAGACCAAGAAAACUGGCUAAAUGACGAAGCUGAAGAGGAGACGACGCCCCCUAGAAAAGAAAAGGUAUCUAAACGACACGGUGGCAAGAAGAAGAAAACAGGCAAGAGAAAAGGAGACAGCAGCGUGUAGUGAUCUUACUCAUAAUUUGCUUCACAUCCAACGAACUUCUACACUAGCUACAUUGACCAACUCUCAAUUCAUGCCAUUCAAAAGCUAUGCUGAACUAUUGGCGCAUUUUGAACGGGGCUCUAGCCUCACAUCCAAUUUUGCCGGCUAGUUUAAUUUUGUGCUAUAAGUAAAUUAUUUCCUUUUAUUUUGUCCUUUGUAUACGACUUUGCAAAUGAGUGGAUGCUGGUCAACAAUAGGAUCAACAUAUGUGUGAGUGGAUGCUGGUCAACAGUAGGAUCAACAUAUGUGUCAUUGAUCUUCUGUUCUUUUUGUAUGAUGUAAUGCACUGGAUCACAUGAACUGAACAAGUCUGCAAUGACAUAUUAAUCUCAUGUUUUUUAUCA
This is a messenger RNA of Ipomoea triloba (trilobed morning glory), 1853 nucleotides long. RefSeq names its product WD repeat-containing protein 74. Gene Ontology annotation, molecular function: protein binding. Bases 79 to 1470 code for a protein of 463 amino acids. NCBI's taxonomy places the organism in Eukaryota, Viridiplantae, Streptophyta, Magnoliopsida, Solanales, Convolvulaceae. The transcript has 13 exons. The record is from RefSeq and is a predicted model, not a curated record. Gene Ontology annotation, cellular component: preribosome, large subunit precursor; nucleolus. Gene Ontology annotation, biological process: ribosomal large subunit biogenesis.